AUGAAAAGUUUAUUGCAGCUGACAGAAGAUUUUCUUUAUAAUAAUAUUUCUCAUUUUUCAGAUGUAUCCAUUGAGCUCGAGGAUUCACUGGAAAAUUAUCAGCUAGAAAAUAUAGAAGAGAACAUGAUUUUAACAUCUGAUACAUUCAACAAAAGUCGUAACGACAGUGAUGCAUUUUUUGAUCUAAAUGUUAAUCAAAAUGUUACAGCAUUGGUGGGAAAAUCCGCAUAUCUGAAUUGUGUUGUUAAAAAUUUAGGAAACCGAACAGUUGAGUAUUUAUCAGUGUCAUGGAUCCGGCAUCGAGAUUUACAUAUUUUAUCUGUCAGCACCUACACCUUCUCGUCUGACCUUCGUUUUCAAACAUCACAUCACCGAACGACAAACGAAUGGACAUUACUGAUAAAAUAUGUUCAGAAGCGUGACGCCGGUAGCUACGAGUGUCAAGUCUCAUCACAACCGAUUAAAAGCUUUUUCGUUAAUUUGAACGUUAUUGUUCCAACCGCUUUCAUUUUGGGAGGACCAGAAUAUUUCAUUAGCACGGGAUCAACUAUAAAUCUCACAUGCAUCAUAAAAUAUUCACCUGAUGCACCGACGAAUACGUUUUGGCAUUUUAAAGAUAAGGUAUUAAGCUUUGAAAGAGAACCACGGUUAUCACAGUUUACCGAGAAUGGAGACAGUUUCACGAACUAUUUACAUAUAAGAGAUGCAAAUGUCAACGACUCUGGAAGGUAUGCUUGCGCUCCAGUCAAUGCAGACCCAGAUUUCAUACAAGUUCAUGUUGUGAAUGGUGAAAAUCCAGAAGCUUAUUCGAGCUCUCCGAAGUUAUCGACUUGUUUUUCACGGAAAUUUUCAUUCCUUUCCUUUUGUAUUUUAAUUUUAAAUGAAAUAAUAAAUGUCUUUUAUGAGCGAAUUGUUUCAAGCAAUUCAAAGAGCUGACACUUGUAGAAAUUUGCUUUUUAAAUUGAAUCUAUUCAACGCUGAG
Molecule: messenger RNA, 982 nt
Organism: Clunio marinus
Lineage: Eukaryota; Metazoa; Arthropoda; Insecta; Diptera; Chironomidae
Source: the annotation of a GenBank genome assembly